Molecule: messenger RNA, 4768 nt
Organism: Penaeus vannamei (Pacific white shrimp)
Lineage: Eukaryota; Metazoa; Arthropoda; Malacostraca; Decapoda; Penaeidae
Biological process (GO): SCF-dependent proteasomal ubiquitin-dependent protein catabolic process
Cellular component (GO): SCF ubiquitin ligase complex
Source: RefSeq, a predicted model, not a curated record
UUGAAGUAUGUACGUCUCGAUGCGCAUAUCGCCACAUUUUAUUCGGUAAAAUUGGUGUAUGGUGUCAGCAAUCGGUGUUAAGUCACCUGUAUACAUGUCUCCCCAGUGUUGAGAAGCUGUCACUGCCAUGUGUCCCUUGCAGUGAAUGGCAACAUAUGGCAUAUGGCAUCAUAUUGUCGCCAUAUCAGAACCACCUAUGAACCAGUAUGCUGAUGGAACCUGUAUAUAAAAAAAAAUAGAUUGAUGUUCAAAGCCAGUUGUGCUUAAUAAAAUGGAAGAAUCUGAAUACCUUUCAAGAAUGAUGAGACUUGAUACACUGAAUAAUUUACAAAAAGAAAAAUUUGGAAAAGAUAAAUAAAGAUUAUGAAUUGGCAAAGACUGUUGAUCUAAUCCUAGAUGUUCAAGGAAGAGGAGAAAGUAAAGGAUAAGUCAAAAGUGCAUCCAUAAUGAAAUGAGAGACUCCAUUCUUUGUUGUGUACUUUGAGAGGGACCAGAAAAUUCAUUGACCAUGGCUGAUUGUGAAAAUAGUGUUCAGACCUUAGCGUCUCUUUCUGUAAAGAAGAGUAUUAUGUUUCUGCAGCAACUUGUGUAUCGUUUUGUAAAUAUUAAAGACAUUGAACCAUGUGCUUCUUUCUUGAGGGACUUGCUUGCAUCAAUCCCUCCCAAUUUUCAUGCAGAAUUUCUUGAUAAACUAGCACCUAUAUUUGACAAUAUUACAAACUGUGCUGUGGAGAAUUGUGUCCUGGACAUAAUAGACGAGUUGGCUUUGAUGCUGUUAUCUCCAUCCAUAACACAGAUAGAUGUCGACAAGUUCAUUUUCCCAACAAGAAACCCAGCCAAAUACCUUAAAGCCUUAGAACAUGCAACCAGUCUUAGAAUGCUGAUUAGCCAGAGAGAAAAUGUAUGGAAAUAUUCCAUCAGUAAAUUUGAACUUCUCUCUUCUGCUUUGACAAAGAUGCCAAUGCUGAUACAUCUGACUUUACAUCAUAUUAAAAUUCCUAGUAGUAAGAUUAACCAGUUGUUACUGGGUUUAGCAUCAAACAGUCCCCACUUGAUAUAUCUAGAUUUGAAGUAUGGGGCAUUAACUGACUCUGGCUUAGAUCCAAACUCAUUAGAAAAGUUUGGAAAAAUUACUGAUUUCACAGAUUGCAUCCCUGCCUUGUUAAAAAUGAAAAAUCUUCAUUACCUAAAUGUCAGUGAGUCUUGGCUUACCUAUGUUGGUGUAAAAGCAAUUGUGAAGAAUCUACCCCUGCGCAGAUUAGAUGCCAUAGUGGAAGGAGGAUAUGAUCUGCAGGCUGUUGUCAUAAAAGACAUCCUGAUGUUACAGUCUGAGCCUCUUGUCCUUCCCAGAACAUCAUACUAUGUUGCUCCUGAGGAACACAACAUUCAGUAUAUAUGCCAAGCAUGCCCACAGUUAGAGUACAUCAUCAUGCAACAUUGUGGUGUUGGAGUGACAGAAUCCAGCUUCCAGAGCCUCACCAGUUUACAGCACUUGAAGAAAGUCACCAUAUGUGGUCUAGAGUGGUCUCUCCUCCAUUCCCAGAUUGCUAUCAAUGACGAUCCCAUGCCCAUCAGCAAUGUAGUGACGGAGGUAACGCUGACUGAGCCCUCGUGUGUGGAUGCAUACCACCUAGGUAGCCUGUCAGUCUGUUUCCCACAGCUUACUCACCUUUGGGUAUUGGGCUCACAGAAUGAGGAGAGUGAUGUUCCCUGGGAUGGAGUUCGUGUAUUCACAAAAUUGACACAUCUACAUUAUGAAGGUUCCCUGUUUGUUGGAAAAUUUGGGAGAAUAGAGAGGGAGCAAGGACUACAGAAUAUCCUGGAUGUUCUACUGGCUUGGUGCAAACAGCUUCGAAGCUUAACCUUAUACACUAAUUACCUGGAGGAUCUCAUGUUGCAUUUUGCAGUGCGCAGAAAUGGGCUGCGCAAACUCGAAGAACUAAGGAUAGGGUUGCAACAUGAUUUAUCAAGUGACACAAUAAUGCUUUUACUUCAAAAUACUCCAGACUUACGAAUACUUGGCCGGACUGAUUGGUGGACAACUAUGACUCACUUAGAGAAAGUUAAUCUCAUAAGAACCCUUAAACUAAGAUACAGCAACCUUGAAGUUUUUGGAUUAGACAACUGUAGUGAUGUGGAGCAUGAUCCUCGGCCUACAAAAAAUAAUCACAGCAUUGUUGUGUGGUAGCUCCCCUGUCAGUGACGAGCUCUGUGGCUGUCGGCUUUAAUGAAUGAAUGAAUGAAUGAAUCAGACAAACUACUUGUACUCUAGGGGAGGUCUCAGUGGGGCUAUUCAAUCAUUUUAUUAGAGUGAUAAUGAUGGAAAGAUAUCAAAAGGUGAUUUUUUUUUUUUUUUUUUUUUUUUUAUUGUGUUUAGGGUAAUUGCUUUGAGAAGCUUAUCCAUGUCCAUUUUGUACUUGUAAGAAUAGCACCUGGUUGUAUUAGGCGCCUUUCAUGCUUGCUCAUAUUGUAAUGGUGUUGUCCUGUCACUAUGUGGUAAAAAGAUGUGUUUGUUUUUAUGAACAAUGGACUUUUGUAAGGGUCAAGUUUGUGUUUUGACCUUGUCAAAAAGAUUUGAAACUGAUAAAUAAAUACAUCUUAGCAUAAUUAGUAUUUGUAAUAGAUUCUACAAUUAUAUAGAAAAAAGGUCAAAGAAAACAUGGAAAAGGAAAAUGUUAAAUUUGUGUUCACAACUGUCUUUUCUCAAGAGUUGGUAAUUACUCAUUGUAGUUUCAGGUCAUUUUUAUAAAUAUUGUAUCAAGUUUUGUGCUUCUCAUAAGAAAGAAGGAAUAGGAGGUAAUAUAGAUGUUAAUUUAUGAAGUACAUGUGGAUAUUAGAUAAUCUAAUUGUAGUUUUGUCUUGUCUCUUAAAAAGAUCAGAUAUUACAUAAGGAUGACAGAAUCUUCCUCUUGACUAAGCUGUAGAAUGUGAUUCUAAGUACUAAAAGAGGUAUAGGACUUACACAAUCAUAGGAUUAUUUUAAAAAUACAGUAUGUGCUUUGAUGAAAUAAGGUGAUAACAGUGGCUAUGACAAAUGCUGACUACAGAUAGCAGUUCUUUGUAUAUUGUUUAAAGGAAAAACAGUUAAUAGUUUCAAAAGUUGGAAUAAAAGGAAACACUAAGUACAUAAAUGUCCAUACUAAAAGACUUUGAUAUGCAGUUGUGUUGCUUGUAGAGUGAACAAAACAUGAUGAACUAAUGAGUAGAAAAAAAUCUGAUCACUGCCUUGUAAUCGUAAAAGAGUUGUUGUACUACAGACGAUGCAAGAACUGCAUUUAGUUUUAAAAUAUUACGCUUAUAUGUAGGUCAGGUACCACUAGAAUAAGAGAACAGAAGAAAAUUGAAAUGAAAAUACGAGAAGACGUAUUGUUGUUAUGAAAUAUUUAUAAAAAGUUAUAGAUGAAACAUUAUGAUACCAGGUGUUGCUAAUGAAAGCACUUUUUUUUUUUAAUCUGAUAAUCAGAAAAAAAUAUUUUAAUUUCAUGGUAUAUGCAGACAAAGAAUAGAGCUUAAGUAAAAAGUAGGUAGUGCAUAACAUCUCAACAGGUUUGAUAUAGUAAAGAAAGAUAUUUUGUGUUAGGUGAUGAUAGCCUUUGAUAGAAAAUAUAAGCUUUUUACACAGAAGGAUUCAAAAGCAAAAUGCAUUUAAUAGAAGUUUUUUGUAUAGGACCUCAAGAAAAUUAGCUCUGGAUCAUAUUUUGAUGUAUCUGUUUGUUGAAGAUGUAUUUGAGUAAUUCAAUCAAAGGAAAACUAAAAAUCACUCACAGUGUAUGGGGAGAUUUACUUGUAAAAUGAACUCUUAUGUGUGUUUAUGGUAAGUAAAGUCUACAUCUUAGUCCAUUUUAAUGUCUGAAUGGAACACUGUUUGCUUCAUAUUUUUUGUAUAGAAAGCCAGUAUGUGUUCAUAUGUGACUGCACAGUAUACUUUUGGUUUUAUUCUAAGAAAAAUAUCAGUUUGAUAUUGUUUUUCUUUAAAAAUUACACAGUUAGCUAUAAUGUUUACUCAGAGACAAGCUACUUAGACUUCACAUGAAUGUGGGAUUACUGUCUUCUUACUAUAUAUAGGUACAUAGAUGUAGAACCUCGAAGGAUGUGAACAGUCACUAUAAGUUUUUAUAUUCCUUCCCAUUUUUAUUUGUCUUUAUUUAAACUUAUUUUUGCAAUGUGUGUAAAGUUAUUUCAGAGUAUGUGUAUGGAUUCAGAAAAUGCAAAUGAUUUUUAAUGCCUUCCUUUGAAAUGUUUAUUAGACAGUAUUUUGAUCUUACUGUAAAUUGUUUAGUGUAAUGUUGCGUUUGUGUAAUGAAGAGAAGUUAUUUUCUUAUACUUUACUACAGCACUUAGGUCCGUGCACUGUCAGUAUUGUGACAUCUUUGUUUUUAAAAAAAUGUAAAGGAAAAAAAGAUGAAUAGGUAUCUCAGCUAUAGUGGAGAUUGAAAUGUAAGGUAGUGCAGCUUAUGAAUUAUUAUGCAGUGUAGACAUACUUGCCUUCUAUCAGUUGUAUAGAUGGGAACAUACAUAAGGGAUGGUGUGAGUUUUUAUUUUGUGCAUCUGUAUGUGCACAAUGUAGAGUGUCUUUGUAACAGCAUACUUUUACAAUUUACACCUAUAUGCAAAAAUGGUACUUUUGUCCUGUCCAAGACUCAUUCCUAGAAACAUCCUUAUACAGGUUGCAUUGUAUAAUCAGUGUGAAAGGAUUCCAGACACAGGAACACAGAGGAGGAAUUUGAAGGAAAAUGUGUAGAGAAAGAAAUGCAAAAGGAAAUAUGUA